Molecule: messenger RNA, 523 nt
Organism: Ictidomys tridecemlineatus (thirteen-lined ground squirrel)
Lineage: Eukaryota; Metazoa; Chordata; Mammalia; Rodentia; Sciuridae
Gene: Scgb3a2
Product: secretoglobin family 3A member 2
Source: RefSeq, a predicted model, not a curated record
GCAAAAGCAGGCAUCCCACUGUGUAUGGAAAGGAAAAUCACUCUUGAUUAGUGGAAUUCUGAACUCCAGGAGAUCAUCAUAGAUAGCUGCCAUGAAGCUGGUAACCAUCUUUCUGCUGGUGACCAUCAGCCUUUGUAGUUACCCUGCUGCUGCCUUUCUCAUCAACAAUGUGCCCCUUCCUGUUGACAAAGUGUUACCUUUGCCUCUGGACAAUGUUCUUUCCUUCAUGGAUCCAUUAAAGAUGCUUCUGAAAACUCUGGGCAUUUCUGUGGAGCACCUUGUAGAAGGGCUGAGGAAGUGUGUGAAUGAACUGGGACCGGAAGCUUCUGAAGCUGUGAAGAAACUGCUGGAGGCCCUAUCUCACUUGGUGUGAUAUCAGGAUAAAGAGAGAGAAGAUAGAAGUGGAAGGAGUUUGGCGUGCCCAUCCUCCCUAGAUGAAACACAUUCUACCCUGUUAAAAGCUAAAUGUCCUAAUGUGUAGUGACUGUUGAAAAGAAUGAAUAAAGCAAUGAAUAGAUUUUCA